AUGGGCUGCUAUAAUACGAAAUUGCAAAAAACUGGGUUGACAUCUUCAGCCUAUAAAUAUGGUAUUGAUACUUAUUUGGACUAAAAUUUAAAUUCGCAAUAUUCGGAAAAUCAAGAGUCUGAUAAGUCAAUUCAAAGUCUAAAUGGGGGAACAAGAGCCUCUACAGCUAUAUCACUGAGUACAGUUGAUGUUAAAUCAAAGAGAUCUAUAUUUAAACUUCAAAAAGUUAGGGAAUUAAUUACUCUGCCAAAUGGACAUCAGAACUAAGUAAAAUAAAUAUUAAAAAUGGAUUAAAACAGACUACUAUCUAUUGGAAAUGACUGUCAGAUUAUUAUUUGGGAUAUGAUUACCAUGACUAAAUUAUAUGCAUUGGACACUAAAUAGUCUGUUUAUUUGGCAUGCGUGAUACCGAACAGGUUACUGAUUGGAAUACUUGGAUAGAAUAGAGACAAAUUAUAUGCUUGGAAUAUUCAAGGCCAAUUCAAGUCUAAUGCUACUGAAUUAGUUGAUUCUCUAAAACUUAAUAGGAUGGUUAAGUCUUUGAUUAACUUAGAAUUCACUAACAAUAGAUUCUUCUGUGUUGGCUACUAGACAGGAGAAUUAUCAAUCUUUGACAAUACUAACAUGGAAAUAGCUGAAGAAGUCUAAUUUUUCUAGCAUCCACUGGAUAUUUUGGUGGAGAGUAAAGAAAACAUUAAACUUAAAAGCUGUAUAAUAGGUGCUAGCAGGAAAUCACAAACGAUUAGACUAGUGAGUUACAGAAAUAAUACAGAAACUAUUGUGGACGUAGGCUAGAUCAAAGUAAGAUCCAAUGUCUGCAAUCUACAUGAACUCAGAGAUUUAAACAUUGCUGUUGCUUUAUAAAAUGGAGAUGUUGAAAUUUGGAAUAUUCUUAAAUCUAAUGCUCCUUAGAGGACUUUGAAAAGUUUUGAUAACAUCAUAACUAAGGUUGUAAGCCUUGAAUUAGGCUAAAUUUUAAUGGGUGUGACUAAAGAUGCGAGAUUUAUGUUUUGGAAAAUUUUCAAUGGCCAGCCUAUACUAUAAUCUGAUUACCCUGUACAUACAAAAAAGGUAACUGGAGUUAUAGUUCAUGGUGACAAGAUAUUUACUUCGAGUCAUGACUCUAGCAUCAGAGCUACCUCCUUGAUUUAUAAAUACUGA
Molecule: messenger RNA, 1161 nt
Organism: Stylonychia lemnae
Lineage: Eukaryota; Ciliophora; Spirotrichea; Sporadotrichida; Oxytrichidae
Source: the annotation of a GenBank genome assembly